Molecule: messenger RNA, 751 nt
Organism: Varroa destructor (honeybee mite)
Lineage: Eukaryota; Metazoa; Arthropoda; Arachnida; Mesostigmata; Varroidae
Gene: RpL17
Product: ribosomal protein L17
Biological process (GO): cytoplasmic translation
Cellular component (GO): ribosome; cytosolic large ribosomal subunit
Molecular function (GO): structural constituent of ribosome
Source: RefSeq, a predicted model, not a curated record
AACUAUUUUAGCGUAUAUAUUCGAAAAUCAUCAAGGGUUAAUGUGUCUAACACGAUAGGAACGAGUGUUCUCAACUAGUUGGCAGUUUGUUGCCAAAUGGGCCGCUAUCAGACCGAACCGGAGAACACGACUAAGUCGGCGAAGAGUCGCGGACUGAAUCUUCGCGUGCACUUUAAAACCACGCGAGAGACAGCUCGCGCCAUCAAGGGUAUGGCGCUUCGCCGAGCCAAAAAGUAUCUUGAGAAUGUCAUCGAGAAGAAGGAAAUUGUCCCUUUUGUCAGGUUUAAUGGCGGCGUAGGUCGUCACGCCCAGUGUAAAGCCUGGAAGACUGCGCAGGGUCGCUGGCCAAAGAAGAGCGCCAAGCACCUUCUGCAAUUGCUCCACAACGCCAAAGCUACUGCUCGUACGAAGCAGCUCGACGUCGACCGUUUAAUCGUUGAUCACAUCCACGUAAAUCGAGCUCCUAAGAUGCGUAGGAGGACAUACCGUGCCCACGGUAGGAUCAAUCCUUACAUGACUUCGCCUUGCCAUAUCGAGCUUUUUUUAAGCGAAGUUGAAAACAUCGUCAGCAAACCUUCUGUACCCGCCGAGGUCGAGAAGAAGAAAGUCUCAAAAAAGAAGCUAGCCCGCGCGAAGGCCAUGAGCCGCGAGUAACCACAGUUGCUGCGUAUAACCUCAUCCAACUGUGACCUGCAGGGCGAGAUCAAUAAAAUACCGAGCAGCGUCGUCGCUCUCUGGCAGAAAAAAAAUC